GGCGCGUUUGUCCCGGGGUCUUGUAGCAUGUAGCUAAGUGUUAGUUGCCUUUUGCUGAUGGAAGUAUCACUAAUUGAAAAUUAAAAAAAUAAAAUAAAAAUGGCGCUCUCGAUGGAAACGCAGCUGCAAAGCAUCUUUGAGGAUGUUGUGAAAACAGAGAUGAUAGAAGAGGCUUUUGCUGGGAUGUUUAUGGACACUCCAGAGGACGAGAGGACUAAACUGAUCAGCUGUCUUGGGGCCUUCAGACAUUAUUGGGGAACACUACCACAAGAAUCUCAUGAACAGUGUGUGCAGUGGAUAGUGCGGUUUAUACACAGCCAGCAUAGUCCCAAAAGGAUCUCCUUCCUCUAUGAUUGUCUAGCAAUGGCUGUUGAGACCAGCCUGUUAACACCAAGGAUGGUGUGUGUGGCUCUCAUAAGCUCAGACAGUUUGGAGUGGGAGAGGACGCAGCUGUGGGCGUUAACAUUCAAACUGAUUCGCAAAAUCAUUGGAGGAGUGGACUACAAGGGUGUUCGGGACCUGCUGAAAGCUGUACUGGAUAAAAUUCAAACUAUUCCCACCACGGUCAGCUCAGCAAUAGUCCAACAGCUUCUUGCUGCAAGAGAGGUGGUUGAAUACAUCCUGGACAGAAAUGCUUGCCUCUUGCCAGCAUACUUUGCCAUCAAUGAAAUCAGAAAACUUUAUCCAGAGGGGCAGCUGUCACACUGGCUUCUUGGGAGUUUGAUAUCAGACUUUGUGGACAGUUUCAGACCCACAGCCAGAAUCAACUCAAUCUGUGGUCGAUGCAGUUUGUUACCUGUAGUGAAUAACAGCGGGGCCAUCUGUAACUCCUGGAAAUUAGACCCCACUACUCUCCGCUUCCCUCUGAAAGGAAUGCUGCCUUAUGACAAGGACCUGUUUGAGCCACAGACGGGCCUCCUGCGCUAUGUGUUAGAGCAGCCGUAUUCAAGAGAAAUGGUGUGCAACAUGUUAGGACUCAACAAGCAGCAAAAGCAGCGCUGCCCAGUGCUCGAGGAGCAGCUGGUGGACCUUGUUGUGUACGCAAUGGAGCGCUCCGAGACUGAGGAACACUUUGACGCCGAUAUCGGGGGAACGAGCCAGCUGCUGUGGCAGCACCUCUCUUCUCAACUCAUCUUCUUUGUGCUGUUUCAGUUUGCAAGCUUCCCACACAUGGUGCUGUCUUUACACCAGAAGCUUGCAGGUCGAGGCCUCAUCAAAGGGCGAGACCACUUGAUGUGGGUCUUGCUUCAGUUCAUUUCAGGAAGUAUUCAGAAGAACGCCUUAGCCGACUUUCUGCCUGUCAUGAAGCUCUUUGACCUGCUUUACCCAGAGAAAGAGUGCAUUCCAGUUCCUGACAUCAACAAGCCCCAGUCGACUCAUUCCUUCGCCAUGACCUGCAUCUGGAUCCACCUGAACCGCAAAGCUCAGAACGACAACUCUAAACUGCAGAUACCCAUUCCACACUCCCUGAAACUGCACCAUGAGUUUCUCCAGCAGUCACUGCGCAACAAAUCUUUGGGUAUGUCCGACUAUAAGAUCGCCCUGCUGUGUAACGCCUACAGCACCAACUCUGAGUGCUUCACACUGCCAAUGGGCGUCCUGGUGGAGACCAUCUACGGAAACGGAUCACUGAGGAUCAACCUACCUGGCACCAACUGCAUCGCAUCAGGAUCGGUCACCCCGCUGCCCAUGAACCUGCUGGAUUCACUCACAGUACACGCAAAGAUGAGUCUGAUCCACAGUAUUGCCACGCGGGUCAUAAAGCUGGCCAGCACAAAGUCCAGCCAGGCCCUGGCCCCUGCGCUGGUUGAAACAUACAGCAGACUGUUGGUCUACAUGGAGAUCGAGUCUCUGGGCAUCAAAGGAUUCAUCAGCCAGCUGCUGCCCAAUGUGUUUAAGUCUCACGCGUGGGGAAUCCUUCACACGCUGCUGGAGAUGUUCAGCUACAGGAUGCACCACAUUCAGCCGCACUACAGAGUCCAGCUGCUGAGUCAUCUGCACAGUCUGGCUGGUGCCCAGACCAACCAGAACCAGCUACAUCUAUGUGUGGAGAGCACAGCUCUUCGGUUGAUCACAGCUUUGGGGAGUUCAGAGGUGCAGCCUCAGUUCACUCGCUUCCUCAGCGACCCAAAGACGGUUCUGUCAGCCGAGUCUGAAGAGCUGAACCGAGCACUGAUCCUUACCCUGGCCAGAGCCACACACGUCACUGAUUUUUUCACAGGGUCGGACUCCAUCCAUGGGACUUGGUGUAAAGAAAUCCUCCAGACCAUCAUGAACUUCACGCCUCAUAACUGGGCCUCACACACGCUGUCCUGCUUCCCUGCCCCGCUACAGGCGUUCUUCAAGCAGAACAACGUUCCUCAGGAGUCUCGUUUCAACCUGAAGAAGAACGUGGAAGAGGAGUACAGGAAGUGGAAGUCCAUGACGAAUGAGAACGACAUCAUUACACACUUCUCCAUGCAGGGUUCGCCCCCGCUGUUCCUCUGUCUGCUGUGGAAGAUGCUGCUGGAGACGGACCAUAUCAACCAGAUAGGCUUCAGGGUCUUGGAACGCAUCGGGGCUCGUGCGCUCGUGGCUCACGUCCGGACAUUUGCCGACUUCCUCGUCUACGAGUUCUCCACAUCAGCCGGUGGACCUCAGCUCAAUAAGUGCAUUGAAAUGCUGAACGACAUGGUCUGGAAACACAACAUCGUUACGCUGGACAGACUCAUCCUGUGUCUGGCCAUGCGCAGCCACGAGGGCAAUGAGGCUCAGGUUUGUUACUUCAUAAUCCAGCUACUGCUGCUAAAACCCAACGACUUCAGGAACCGAGUCAACGAUUUUGUGAAGGAGAACGCUCCUGAGCACUGGCUGCAGAGUGACUGGCACAACAAACACAUGAGCUACCACAAGAAAUACCCAGAGAAGCUGUACUUUGAGGGACUUGCUGAGCAAGUCAACCCCCCCAUGCAGCACCAGACUCAGUACCUGCCCAUCUACUUUGGCAAUGUGUGCCUUCGCUUCCUGCCUGUCUUUGACAUCGUCAUCCACCGCUUCCUGGAGCUCAUUCCUGUCUCCAAGUCUCUGGAGACGCUGCUGGACCAUCUGGGAGGGCUGUACAAGUUCCAUGAUCGCCCAGUCACCUACUUGUACAACACACUUCACUAUUACGAACGACAUCUGAGAGACAGAACCAAUCUGAAGAGGAAACUGGUCCAUGCCAUCAUGUCUUCACUAAAAGACAACCGCACACCUGGUUGGUGCCUCAGUGAGACCUACCUGAAGCUUGGCAUGAACCCCCGAGAGGACAAUGUGUGGCUCCCUGAUGACACGUACUACUGCAAGCUGAUUGGCCGCCUUGUGGACACUAUGGCUGGCAAGUCGCCCGGUCCUUUCCCCAACUGUGACUGGAGAUUCAACGAGUUCCCCAACCCCGCGGCCCACGCCCUGCACGUCACCUGCGUGGAGCUCAUGGCUCUGGCUGUGCCCGGCAAAGAUGUGGGCAACGCUUUGCUCAAUGUUGUGUUGAAAAGCCAACCCCUGGUUCCCAGAGAGAGCAUCACAGCUUGGAUGAACGCCAUUGGACUUGUGAUAACUGCGCUUCCUGAGCCCUACUGGAUCGUUCUGCACGACCGCAUCUCGACGGUGAUCAUCCCGGCGCUGACAUCCGAGACCGAGUGGGCGGGUUAUCCAUUCGCCCUGCUGGACUUCACAGCGUGCCACCAGAGCUACAGCGAAAUGAAUUGCAGCUACGUGCUAGCAUUAGCGCACGCUGUGUGGCAUCACUCAUCCAUUGGACAGCUGUCUCUCAUUCCCAAAUUCCUCUCAGAGACCCUGAAGCCCGUCGUCCAGACAGAGUUCCAGUUGCUCUAUGUGUAUCACCUGGUGGGGCCGUUCCUGCAGCGCUUCCAGCAAGAGAGGACGAGAUGCAUGUUGGAGAUUGGUGUUGCCUUCUAUGAGAUGCUCCAGGCUGUGGACCAACACUGCCAACAUCUGAGCUACAUGGACCCAAUCUGUGACUUCCUGUAUCACAUCAAAUACAUGUACACUGGAGACAGUGUGAAGGAGCAGGUGGAGAAAAUAAUCAUGACCCUGCGUCCGGCCAUGAAGCUUCGUCUUCGCUUCAUCACACACAGCAGCCUGACAGAGUCCUCAUCGUCGGUUGCCGCUGCAGCUGCCGCCGCCGCCGCUGCUGCGGCCGCUGCCGCCGCUGCUGCCUCUGCUGCUUCCUCCGCCUCCUCGUCUUCCUCCACCCCUCAGCCCACCGCCUCCACCUCGCUGUCAGCAUCCUCUGCCGCAGCCUCGCCUUCCACCGCACAGCAUGCACACACACCCAUGUAGGUUAAGACAAACACAGGUACCCUCGCAAAGACGGACAUUUACUCAGAAUAACAUCACAGACUGAUUUAUUUGGAGUUAUUUUUUAACUUUUUUUUUUGGGACAGAACUGUACUCUGAAGAACCCUGGGGUGCUGACUGUAUUUUCCAGGAAUGAUUGUUGUUAAUGUUUCAACAUAAACUUGUUUAACGUGUGUUUAAAACUUUGUAUUUCUAGAACCUCAGCUUGUACCAAAAUGACAAAAAAAACAAGCUGGUUUUGCUGUAGAACUCUAAAAAUGAAUUACAUAAUUCAGAGGACGUCACAUUACAUGUAGCAUACAGAAAACAAUAUGACUAUUUAAAAUGUAGUCAUAAAGUAAAUACUGCAUAAAGAACAUUCAGAAGGGUCGGAAUGAACCCAAAUUUCUCUUUGUAUUACAGCAUCUUUUUAAGUUUUCUGUUUGUCAUUUUUUAUACUGUACAUUAUUAUUACUGCAUUAAAAAAAGAUCUUGGUUAAAUG
This is a messenger RNA of Labrus bergylta (ballan wrasse), 4820 nucleotides long. The record is from RefSeq and is a predicted model, not a curated record. Lineage: Eukaryota; Metazoa; Chordata; Actinopteri; Labriformes; Labridae.